This is a messenger RNA of Bubalus bubalis (water buffalo), 3806 nucleotides long. It is a transcript of the gene PEX13, whose product is annotated as peroxisomal biogenesis factor 13. Lineage: Eukaryota; Metazoa; Chordata; Mammalia; Artiodactyla; Bovidae. The transcript has 4 exons. Gene Ontology annotation, cellular component: peroxisomal importomer complex; peroxisomal membrane; peroxisome. Bases 131 to 1342 code for a protein of 403 amino acids. The record is from RefSeq and is a predicted model, not a curated record. Gene Ontology annotation, molecular function: protein binding. Gene Ontology annotation, biological process: protein import into peroxisome matrix, docking.
CACAUCCUGACUUCAGGGGCGGUCCGGGUGGAGGGCUCGGCGCUCUGCAAGUUGUGCCUGGCGUUCAAGCGGCCGGUGUCCAGGGGCCUGGAGAGUCCCAGUUCCGAGCGGGAGCUGAGAGGAGGCGGAGAUGGCGUCCCAGCCGCCGCCUCCCCCGAAACCCUGGGAGACCCGCCGGAUUCCGGGGACCGGGCCGGGACCAGGACCUGGCCCCACUUUCCAAUCUGCUGAUUUGGGUCCUACUUUAUUGACAAGACCUGGACAACCAACACUUACCAGAGUGCCACCACCCAUUCUUCCAAGGCCAUCACAGCAGACAGGAAGCAGCAAUUUGAACACUUUCAGACCUGCUUACAGUUCAUUUUCUUCUGGAUAUGGUGCCUAUGGAAAUUCAUUUUAUGGAAGCUAUAGCCCUUAUAGUUAUGGAUAUAAUGGGCUGGGCUAUAACCGCCUUCGUAUAGAUGAUCUUCCACCUAGUAGAUUCGUUCAGCAAGCUGAAGAAAGCAGCAGAGGUGCAUUUCAGUCCAUUGAAAGUAUUGUGCAUGCAUUUGCCUCUGUCAGCAUGAUGAUGGAUGCUACUUUUUCAGCUGUCUAUAACAGUUUCAGAGCUGUAUUGGAUGUAGCAAACCACUUUUCCCGAUUAAAAAUACACUUCACAAAGGUUUUUUCAGCUUUUGCAUUAGUUAGGACUAUAAGGUAUCUUUAUAGAAGGUUACAGUGGAUGAUAGGUUUAAGAAGAGGCUUGGAGAAUGAGGACCUAUGGGCAGAAAGUGAAGGAACUGUGGCUUGCCUUGGUGCUGAGGACAGAGCAGCUAACUCAGCAAAAUCUUGGCCAAUAUUCUUAUUCUUUGCUGUUAUCCUUGGUGGUCCUUACCUCAUCUGGAAACUGCUAUCUACUCACAGUGAUGAAGUAACAGACAAUACCAACUGGGCAAGUGGUGAGGAUGACCAUGUAGUUGCUAGAGCAGAAUAUGAUUUUGUUGCUGUAUCUGAAGAAGAAAUUUCUUUCCGUGCUGGUGAUAUGCUGAACUUAGCUCUCAAAGAGCAACAACCCAGAGUACGUGGUUGGCUUCUGGCCAGUCUUGAUGGUCAAACAACAGGACUUAUACCUGCUAAUUAUGUCAAAAUUCUUGGUAAAAGAAGAGGUAGAAAAACAGUGGAAUCCAGUAAAAUUUCCAAGCAGCAACAGUCUUUUACCAACACAACACUAAUUAAAGGAGCCACAGCUGCUGAUUCUUUGGAUGACCAGGAAGCUGCCUUUGAAUCUGUUUUUGUUGAAACUAAUAAGGUUCCGGUUGCAUCUGAUUCCACUGGGAAAAAUGGAGAUAAACAAGAUCUUUGAUAACUUUCAUUGUUUGCCUGAAGUUGAACUAUAGAGUACUUUUUAAAAAUUUCUUCUUCUUUUUUUUUUUUUUUUUAAAUUUCUUCUUACAAAGAAAUUAAUCUACAAUCCAAUGAAAACAUUUGUUAAUGACUAUUUAAGAUGUUUUGCUGCUAGAAAUUAUUAAAGUUGUACACUAGUAUGUUGGUCUAGUGACCUGGUUAUGUUUUACGAGUUAUUGGACCAUGAGGAUAUUUGUUUAGCCUAGAUUAUAAGAUUAUGGAGACUAUCAUUUUCAUCUUAUUUGAAACCCUGUGUUUCUCUUGAAAGAGAUUGAUGAACUGUAGAAUACACAGUUUGCUAUAGUAGGGAUCACUAAUACAUUUUAAAAUUCUAGUUUAAUUGACUUGGAAUCCUCAGGAAUUGAGUGACAGCAUGAGAACAGGCUAAUUUUUCUACAACUUUAAAUAAACUGAAUAAUAAAAAUUUUCUGAUGUGUAUUACAUCCAGUAUUGGGUUUGCUUUAGGCAGUAGUAAAAUGUUUUCACCCAACAACAAUUAAUGCUAUUAUGUUUUAUUGUAUUUUUGAAAAUUUUAUCUUAGAAAGCUUGCUAAAAGCAUUGUGAAGGAAAUGGUUCCAGGGUGAUAGUUAGCCCGAAUAGUUUUCCUUGCUAGUGAAAAGGCUAUAAUUUAUCUUUCUUACAGAUUGCUUCCUUUUCUUCAGAGGGUCAUAUGACUUUUUAUAUGUAUGACUAGUUUUCAUCCUGGGUGAAUUAGAAUUCUUAAUCUGAAAGAUUUACUUUGUUUUUCUCCAGCCUAGACUCAAGUUCUUUAAGUUUGCAACUCAAUUCUAGCAGUAAUGGUUUUAAAUCUUUUCACAGAUUCUCUGCUUCUACCUAUUAAAAUUAUUUUUUAAAUUCCAUAUUCGGGCUGUUCUUUAAACAUUGAGAGUGUGUUACAUUGGGUACAUAUUUCUUUUAGGUUCAGUUUUUACUACUGAGACUAUAAAUAAAAUGCUGAAUUGCCAUUUAGAAUAUGAUAAUAUUAUUUGACUUGUUUAGGAAUGAUUUUAGGUACAGUUAAAUUUCAGUACACUGAAUAUUUCCCCACAAAAUUGGAAAAUUCAUAUACUUGCUAUUAUCAUAUUACAAAAAUAAUAUCAGUUAUACAGAGUAUGAAAAUACAUUACAGAUAUUGUUGAAAACUUGAAAUUAUUUGAUAAAGACUUGAUCUUUUUCUUAUAGAGUUUAUGUUCAACAACUAAGUAAUUCUGGAAUAGUUCAAACUAAAACAUUAGGAACCAAGUAUAUGUAUAAUCAACAUAGAAUUUUACUAAAUACUUCUUGGGAACCUCUCUUUUGUGACAAUAUAGUAAGUAAUGUAUCAUUUAAAAUACAAUGUUGACCCCAUGCAGAAAAAAGUAAUAAAAUAGUAAAAUUGUUAUCUAGAUGUAUUUUUCUAACACCUAGUUCUUCAAACCUUCAAGUUGAGGAGAUUAAGUUACUUAUAUACUAUUUUCCAUUUGUAUUCUACAGUUAGAGGUUCUGCUUUGCUUUGUUAGAAAGUCAUUUAUGGAAAUUUUGUUCUUGAAACAAAGUUUUUAUAAGACAAAUUAUUAAAUUUGAUGUUGAGACAUCUAAAUUGAAUGCAAGUAGAGGUGAAAUUUUGAGUUGGUGCUAUUUAGAUUAGAAAAGGGGUCUUUAUGAUUGCCAUUAAAGAUGUAUAGGGACAAGAGUAUAGCACAAAAUAAAUGAAAAAAACAAUUUGACUUUUCUUAUGGUUUUGUUUUUUUUUUUUUUUUUGGUUAAGAAUGCUAAAUUGCAACAUACAUUUUAUGUACAUUAUUUGUGUCUAAAAAUUCCUUUUAUAAUAAGAAUCUAGAAAAGGAAUUUAGGAAUAAGCAGAGAAAUUUUGUAACCUUUCUUAUCAUGACAGUUUUAGGUUUCAAUAUUGUUAUUUUUAGAAACUUAUUUAAGGACUGCUGCUUUCUAGAAAUUACAAACUGAAACAAAAACAUUUUCAAUUAAAUACAAUAAUCACAAGUUACAACAAUAAAACAGGUUUCAUUUAAAUUUUUUUCUGAUUGUAGUUUAUCAGUAUAGAAAGGAAAAAGGUAAGCUUUAUAAAUUUUCAUGUUUUAACAUUUUAUUUAGGUAUUUGAUUUAGUCUAUCAGUGUGUCAUAUAUUUACUUGAAUACUGAUGUCCUUUAUCUUGUGCUAAGAACAAAUGUUAAAUGCAGUUAACAUUUUAUUUUUAAUAGAUUGUGAAGUUAUUUUAUUGGACAAAUAAAAAUAUAUUAAACUUGAUUGACAUUUUCUGAAGACAAACUGUUAACUCUUUACGGGAUUGCAAUUAAUGUAAAAGUCUGUUUUUCUUCAUAUCAUUGUGUAUAUUAGCUACUGCAGAUCCAUGUGUCUUUUCUAUUGUGAUUAAAGAAAAUAUUGAAUUUACACUUAUAUAAAACUUACCUUUAAGAUGAGUUAA